CCCGCGCGGGGAGGGCUGGAGGGGCGCUGGGGGACGCCACUGCCGCUGAAGCGGUGGGAGCCUGGACGUCCCUGUCCCCAGCUGAUGAAGUCCGCCAGAUGCACCUGGCGGACUCCUACUCAGCCUUCAAAACCCUUUCCGGGACCUUCUCUUGCGCUUUAGAAAGUUGUUUCCAAGCCUUGGCUGGGUUCGGCCACCUCCCUGGGCUCCCCCAUCCCUGACAGUCCGCCUUGUCUCCCGCACUGGGGGGAGGUCACCCUUAAUCAGGGGAGCUGGAGGCACUGGAAGGCGCGGGGCAGGAGGCCAGGGGGAGAGCUGGGGGCCUCGCUCGGGUGGCUCUGACCUGUCCCGACUCUGCCUUCUGCCCUCAGGACCUGGCUUCUUCUCGCUACUUCUAGAAUCUCUGGCUAAAUUCCUGGGAGCCACAGCUUGAAGAUGACCUCUCCGGGCCAGCCCGAGCCCAAGGGCACCCUCGGAGGAGCUGCGCCUGGCCCGGGAAUUUCUGACCCUGAGAGCCCGCCCACCCUAAGUGGUGCCCAAACCCUGGGCCAGCUCAAGGACCAGCUCCCCAGCUCACUGAAGUCCAGCAGGAUCUUCAAGAACACCACAGGCAGGUGGAAGCCUUCCUCCAGGUGGUGGAGGCCAGCAGCCCCGCCCCGGACGGCCAGCCCGCGGAGGUGGGCCGACUCUCCCCUGGGAAACGCCCUGGCCGGGGCCACCAGGAGGCCCUGGGCCCCAGCUCCCCCCAGCUCCCAGAGGGCGGGAGCCCACAGGAGUCGGACUUCGAAGACGUGGUCACCAGAAGGCAGUCCGACUGGCUGCGGCCGCCCCAGUCCAGCUGGGACGAGGGCGAGAUGCCACCGUGCUGGGACCCGGAGCCCCCGUUCUGGCAGGACGUCCUCACCACGCAGCUUUGGCAGAUCUUUGCCGAUGUCCAGGAGAAGGCGGCUCAGCCCUGCCGCCGAGGUGAGUGUCCUGGGGGCGGCUGGCCGGUGUCCAGGGCCGGCAGAGCCCGCAGCCAUCUCUCUGUCUUCCCCUUUCGUUGUCAUAGUGACCGAGCAGGCUCGGGGCCUGGACAGCAAGGGCCUAGAGUCACCUGACACGGAAACGGCAGCCAGCACUGACCCCAUGGGCAGCGGGCAGGAGGCGCUGGCUGGGGUGCAGGGCGCCUGCCCCUCCAGGUGCGCCAGGUGCGCCGUGCCCUCUCUCUGGCUGGCUCCCGCCCGGGCCAGGUCCCCUCUCAGCUCCCUGGAGGACUGCGGGGAAGAGGCUGCGCUGGCCGGGCUGGCCCAGGAGCCUGCUGCAGGAGCCUAUGCCCUUCUGAAGCUCAUAUCCUGGGACCCCGCGGACUCUGGAGACUCCUGGAGGCGGCCGGACGCCCCGUCCCGGCAGUGCCGGCGCUUCGCGCUCCCACACACGCUGCAGAGGAUGCGCCUGCUGCGCCACGGGGAGCCCGUGCUGGCCCUGGCGGUCAGCAGCUUCACGAGGCACGCGUUCACCUGCAGCAGGGGCGGCAUCAAGGUGUGGAGCCUGGUCGGCCAGGUGGCCGAGGACAGGUUCCCCGACAGCCACCUGCCCGUGCACAAGCAGGCCCCGGACGCCUACCUGUGCACCUGCCUGCUGUCCUCCAACAGCAGGACGCUGCUCACCGGAGGCCACAACCUGGGCAGCGUCUGUGUGUGGGACCUGGCCGCGCCCUCCCUGCACGUGAAGGGGGAGCUGCCCUGUCGAGAGGCCGCCUGCCAGGCCCUGGCCGCCAGAGCGGAUGAGAGCUUGGUCUUCGCAGGCUUCACGGAUGGCUGUGUCAGGAUCUGGGACCUGCGGGCCCCGCACGUGGUCAGGGACGUUUUGGGCCAGCUGAACGGAGCCAAGAGCAUCGUGGUCAAAGACAACGACAUCUGGACGGGGGGUCUGGACGGCCAGCUGUGCAGGUGGGACCUGAGGAUACUGCGGGACCCCACGGUGAUCCUGUUCAAGUCCCAGAUCAUGAGCCUGUCCCUCAGACCCCAGGAGGACUGGCUGCUGCUGGGCCUGGCCAACGGCCAGCACUGGCUACAGCACUGCACCCGCAGCCAGGUGCGCAGGGUGGGCGGCAACGACAGCGCCGUCCUCGGACUCAAGUUCUCCCCCUACGGCCAGUGGUGGGUGAGCGUGGGGAUGGACAACCUGGUCAGUGUCCACAGCAUGCCCACGGGGGCCCUGGUGUUCCAGGUGCCCGAGCCCUCCUCUGUCCUGUGCUGUGACGUGUCUGCUGACAACCGGCUGGUCGUGGUGGGGUCUGGGACCCAGGCCUCGGUGUACCUCGUCACCUACUGAGGGCCUCGCCGUCCCCGGCGCGGGCUCCUGUUCCCAUUUCUGUUCCCGUUUCUGUUCCCCGUGGUGGUGGUGGGGGUGGGGCCGGGCCUGGGGCUCGCAGACUCAGGUCCUCACUGCACAGAAUAAAGCAGCUGGAAAGACGUUCACGUCCUGUCCCCGGGGAGCGAGGGCUCCCACCCUGUGCCCACAGCGUCACCGAGACCUGGGGGAUGUGCGCAGCCCUGUCCAGGCACCGUGGGGGCAGGACUCUGGUCCCUCCUGCGCUGAGCCAGCCCGGCCUCCCAGCCCCAGGAUGGUUUCCAGCUCCUCUGGCAGGUCCCAGGACAUGUCCCAGGAGAUGAGGCUCUCAAACAGGGCCAUCUGCCCCAGGGGAUACUAAUGUCUCCCUGGGGAGUGUGCCUGCCCCGGCCCCAGGGACGGCUGGCCCUGGUGGCACUAGUGCACAAGGGUCCUCCCCGGGCUGGGAGGGGCCUGUCUGGGGUCUGCUCCCUCAGCCCGUGACGUCCCCGUGCCCCGCGAGGUCUCCAGCAGCCCCCAGAGUGCUCCAGUGCCAUCUGCUCCGACCUGUCACCCCUGCUGUCACCUGAUGGGCGCCCAGGAUCCUGGGACUUUGGGAGGCAUAGGCACCCCCAAGCAGUCCCUGUGUGGCUUGUGUCACUGGGGCUUGGCCCCGAUGUGGCACUGUGGGGGGUGGAGCCCUGAGGAGGGGUGCCCACGGGGAAACAGGUCACCGGAGGCUGGGGUGGGGGUCGGAGUGGCUCCCUUUGGACCUCUGAAUUGUUCUCUGGCUCGCCAUCCCGCACGUAAUGCCACCCUCAGGUGUGUGUCCGCCAUGGCCGCCUGUGGUGAGGCGAUACAGCCAAGAGGGCCUCAGAGCCAGCACGCUCCACCUGGACUCCCAUCUCCAAAACGGCCAAAGAAACCUCCUUUCUUUAUAAAUGACCCAACCCCAGCCAUUUUGUUGUUGUAAGAGAAAUGAACUUGCUCUACAUGGGCCUUUGUGGGACACUCAAGAUCCAACGUGUGAAAAGCCUGGUCCCAAGCUGGCCACUGUCGAGAGGUGGUACAGCCUGGCUGGGGCACUGGCCAGCCCUGGAAUCCCAGCAACUGGGGAGGCUGAGACAGAAGGAUUGCAAGUUUGAGGCCCGCCUGGACAACUUAGCUAGGCACUGUCUCAAAAUUAAAGGGCUAAGGGUAUAGUGGGCGAUGACCCAAGUUUCAUCUUCAGCCCCAGGAAAAAAGGUGGGGCGUCACGGGCCUCUUAGGUCAUUGGGUGCGUGCCCUUGAAGGGAACAUUAGGACCCCAGGCUCCUCCUCUUUGCUUUGUGGUCAUCACGAGCUGAGAGGCUUCAACAUGUUCCCGCCACCAUGAUGUGCUGCCCCCACCAAAGGCCAUGGGGCCAGCUGACCACAGACUGGAAUGUGCAGAACAUGAGCCAGAGUAAACCUUUCCUCUCUGA
This is a messenger RNA of Marmota monax (woodchuck), 3776 nucleotides long. RefSeq names its product TLE family member 6, subcortical maternal complex member (gene Tle6). The coding region runs from base 436 to 2316 and encodes 626 amino acids. The record is from RefSeq and is a predicted model, not a curated record. NCBI's taxonomy places the organism in Eukaryota, Metazoa, Chordata, Mammalia, Rodentia, Sciuridae. Gene Ontology annotation, cellular component: transcription regulator complex; nucleus. The transcript has 13 exons. Gene Ontology annotation, biological process: regulation of DNA-templated transcription; negative regulation of canonical Wnt signaling pathway. Gene Ontology annotation, molecular function: transcription corepressor activity; protein binding.